AUGGCGACUCCUAAAACUGUGGGUCUGCAAUUAGAAUUUGAUCCAAAAAUUCAUGACUGGACUGUGCACAUCAAUCGUCUCGAACAGUUUUUCGUGGCGAACACAAUAACAGACAGUGAUAUUAAACGUGCAAUUCUGUUAAAUGGAUUGUCUCAAGAGGCAUAUAUCCUUCUUCAAAAUCUUUGCGUGCCAAGAAAACCACAAGAAAAUGUCUACGAGGAAGUCGUUAAACUGUUGAACGAGUACUACUGUAGGAAAACCAACGUUUUUGCUGAAAGAUGCCAGUUUUAUGCGGCAAGAAAAUCUCCGAACGAGAACAUUCAAGACUGGGCAGUGAAGCUUCGCAGUUUGUGUGUGAAAUGCGAGUUCGGUGAUCAAUUGAAACAUAUUCUCCGUGAUAAGUUUAUAUGUGGUUUGAAUCCGGGAAAAAUAAUGGACAAAAUGUUGAGUGAGUGUCGGGCUACGACAACAUUCGAAGAGGCCGUCAGUUUGGCUACAGCAGCUGAAAUUACAUGGAGAAAUCAAGAUGAAAAUGCCGAUCCAUCAUUUAUCAGAGAAGAACCUCGGGAAAUCUACCGGGUACAAGGGACUCCCCCGCGCAGAGAGGUACAACGCAGCGCAGCGAGAGCGCGUUCCAGCGCAGUCGUGCCUGCCAGAAACCGAGAGGUGGAUUGGUGUUCCAUUUGCGGUAGGGGUAAACAUCCAGAAAGUAAAUGUUUCUUUAAAAACAAGGAACAACAACCAAGGUAUUGCGCUCAUUGUAGUACUAAAACUCACAACACGUCGAAUUGUAGGAAUAAAAAGGAAAAAGUUUAUAAUGUACAACUUGACCAUUCAAAUGAAAAUUGUGAUAUAGAAGAAUUUCCAAUAUUUACUGUAGAAUCAAAUGUUUCGAAUCCAAUGACAAUUGAAGUUCUUUUAAACAAUAAGUUAUUUAUUUUAGAAUUAGAUUCUGGCGCUGCAGUUUCUUGUUUACCAUAUUCAGUUUAUCAAAAAUAUUUUGAAUAUUAUACACUAAAUCCUACUAGUAUUACCUUGAUAAAUUUCACAGGAGGAAGAAUUUCUCCCCUUGGAAAAAUAAAUAUCGAAGUUAAGUACAAUAAUGAAAUCAAAUUUAUAGAAUUUUGUGUUAUCAAAGAAAGUACUGUUGCAAUUUUGGGUCGUGAUUUCAUAUCUGCUUUCAAUAUAAAAUUUCAAGCUGUAAAUCACAUAGCUAAUAAUAAUACAUGGAUAGAGAAAUUGAAAUUGAAAUUUCCAGAUGUUUUUACUGAUAAAAUUGGUUGUUUUAAUAAAUUCAAAUUGAAAUUGUUUCUGGAAGAAAAUUCCGUUCCUAAAGUUUUCAAGGCAAGGCCACUGCCAUAUGCUCUUAAAGAAAAGGUCGAAAGGGAACUGAAUAGGUUAGUUGACAUAAAUAUCCUAACACCUAUCGAACAUAGUGAUUGGGGUACACCAAUUGUACCAGUUCUCAAAGAAGAUGGUUCUGUCCGCAUUUGCGGGGAUUACAAAUUAACUUUGAACCCUGUUUUAAAUGACGAUAAAUAUCCAAUUCCGAGAAUUGAUGAUUUAUAUGCUAAAUUAAAUGGUGGUCAACAAUUUUCUAAAAUAGACUUGAGCACAGCGUAUCAACAGAUAGAACUUGAAAACGAAUCGGCGGAAUUAACGGCAAUAUCGACUCAUAAAGGUCUAUUUUUUUAUAAUAGGUUACCAUACGGUAUAAAAUGUGCACCAGGAAAGUUUCAGAGAAUUAUGGAUCAACUUUUCGGUGAUAUGGAAGAUGUUUGCGUAUUUCUUGACGAUAUACUUAUAACGGGUAAAAAUGUGUAUUUAGUGAAAGUUUACAACACCGAUUUGGUUUGGAAAAGACAUCAGAAUCAACUGGUCAGUUUUGAUAUAUCCAAUGUCGGAGAUAUAGAUUCUAGUUUCGACGAUAAUGAUGAAGUUGCCAAUGAUUCUUAUGAUCACUGUAAUAAUGAUGUUUCAAAUGAGCAUUGUUUGGAAAAUGGUAUCAGUGAUGAAUUGCCGAGCGAUGUUGACGGUAAAGUUGGUAAAGGUUUGGGCGGCAAAGGUGGAGCCAAGCGUCAUAGGAAAGUACUACGAGACAACAUCCAAGGUAUCACCAAACCCGCUAUCAGGAGAUUGGCUAGGCCUGGAGGUGUCAAGCGUAUUUCUGGUCUCAUUUACGAAGAAACUCGUGGAGUGUUGAAGGUGUUCCUGGAAAAUGUAAUCAGGGACGCUGUCACAUAUACCGAACAUGCAAAGAGAAAAACUGUUACCGCCAUGGACGUUGUAUAUGCCCUCAAACGUCAAGGACGUACAUUGUACGGUUUCGGCGGUUGAAUGAGUCAUUAUUCAGGUUGUAGUAUAAACGGUCCUUCUCAGGACCACAA
This is a messenger RNA of Coccinella septempunctata (seven-spotted ladybird), 2387 nucleotides long. RefSeq lists its product as uncharacterized. Bases 1 to 2337 code for a protein of 778 amino acids. The record is from RefSeq and is a predicted model, not a curated record. Lineage: Eukaryota; Metazoa; Arthropoda; Insecta; Coleoptera; Coccinellidae. The transcript has 3 exons. Gene Ontology annotation, cellular component: nucleosome. Gene Ontology annotation, biological process: proteolysis; nucleosome assembly. Gene Ontology annotation, molecular function: protein heterodimerization activity; DNA binding; aspartic-type endopeptidase activity.